GCCGGUGGCUCCUUGCCAUGAGCAGCCCGAAGGCAGCAUGAAAGCGGGCAGGCGCGGCUAUCCAGCCCGCUCCGGUGUAGGAUGGCUCUUGGCGAAGUGUUGCUGCUGCUCCUGCAAAGAGGCAUAUUCAGUCUCUUCCAAUGAAAACGGGGGCAAGUCCGAUUCAGUGGCCAACUUACAGCCCCAGCCAUCCCUCAACUCCAUCCAGAGCUCUCCCGGCCCCAAGCGCUCGACCAACACACUGAAGAAAUGGCUGACGAGCCCCGUGCGCCGGCUGAACAGCGGGAAGGCCGAGAGCAACAUCAAGAAGCAAAAGAAGGUGCGAGAUGGCAGGAAGAGUUUUGACCUCGGCUCACCAAAGACUGGAGAUGAAACCACUCCUCAAGGAGACAGCGCGGAUGAGAAGAGCAAGAAGGGUUGGGGAGAAGAUGAGCCAGAUGAAGAGUCUCACACACCUCUUCCUCCUCCUAUGAAGAUUUUUGACAAUGAUCCAACCCAAGAUGAGAUGACCCUUGAAGGAGGAUCUUACCGAGGAAGCUUAAAAGAUGCCACAGGCUGCUUGAAUGAAGGAAUGGCACCUUCAACUCCCCCAAGAAACCUUGAAGAGGAACAAAAAGCCAAAGCAAUGAGAGGCAGGAUGUUUGUCUUAAAUGAACUGGUCCAGACUGAAAAAGACUACGUCAAAGACUUGGGAACUGUUGUGGAGGGCUUCAUGAAGAGAAUAGAAGAAAAGGGAGUUUCUGAAGAUAUGAAAGGGAAAGACAAGAUAGUGUUUGGCAAUAUUCACCAGAUCUAUGACUGGCACAAAGACUUUUUCCUGGCUGAACUGGAAAAAUGUCUUCAGGAGCAUGACCGUUUAGCACAGCUUUUUAUUAAACAUGAGCGGCGAUUACACAUGUAUGUGGUGUACUGCCAAAACAAGCCACGAUCUGAAUAUAUAGUAGCUGAGUACGAGGCAUAUUUUGAGGAGGUUCAACAGGAAAUAAACCAACGGCUGACCAUCAGUGACUUUCUGAUCAAACCCAUUCAGAGAAUAACUAAAUAUCAGCUUCUUCUCAAGGACUUCCUGAGGUACAGUGAAAAAGCUGGUCUGGAGUGCUCUGAAAUAGAGAAAGCAGUUGAGUUAAUGUGCCUUGUACCAAAACGUUGCAAUGAUAUGAUGAACCUGGGUCGCCUCCAAGGCUUCGAGGGUAAGCUGACAGCCCAGGGCAAGCUGCUGCAGCAGGACACCUUCUACGUGACAGAGCAGGACUCCGGAGUUCAGUCUCGACCAAAGGAACGCAGGGUGUUUCUCUUUGAGCAAAUAGUUAUCUUCAGCGAGCUGCUUAGGAAAGGAUCUUUAACACCAGGGUACAUGUUCAAGAAAAGCAUAAAGAUGAACUACCUUGUCAUUGAAGAAAACGUGGACAAUGAUCCCUGCAGGUUUGCUCUAAUGAGCCGAGAAACAUCUGAGAGAGUCAUUUUACAGGCAGCUAAUCCAGAAAUUCAGCAGGCUUGGGUACAGGACAUCAACCAGGUCCUGGACACACAAAGGGAUUUCCUAAAUGCACUGCAGUCUCCCAUAGAGUACCAACGCAAAGAAAGUAGCACAGCAGUGCUGAGGCCCCAGGCUGGUAGGGUCGCUCAGCCCAACAGCAGACCCUAUUCUUCUGUUCCAGUAGGGUCUGAGAAGCCUUUGAAGGCUACAAGCCGUAACCCAUCUCUCCCACCCCUGAAGAUAUCUACCUCCAAUGGCAGUACAGGGUAUGAACAGCCCGGAGACAAGUAUGAACAAAGCAAGACUGAUUUGGGAGGGUGCAAUGGAACCUCUUCCAUGGUGGUGAUUAAAGAUUACUAUGCUCUGAAGGAGGAUGAGAUCUGUGUGAAUCAAGGAGAGGUGGUUCAGAUCCUUGCUAUCAACCAGCAGAACAUGUUCCUGGUGUACCAGCCUGCAAACGACCACUCUCCAGCUGCUGAAGGAUGGAUCCCUGGCAAUAUCUUGGCUCCCCUCACUAAAUCCACUGCAGAUAAUAGCGACGGAAGCAUCAAGAAGUCAUGUUCAUGGCAUACCCUGCGCAUGAGAAAGCGGGCGGAAAAGGAGAGCAGUGGCAAAAAUGAAGCCAAUGGGCCACGUAAAUCCAAGGAUAUUCUGGGGAACAAAGUCUCUGUUAAAGAGACAAACAGCUCAGAGGAGUCAGAGUGUGAUGACCUUGACCCCAAUACUAGCAUGGAGAUAAUCAACCCCAAUUUCAUUCAAGAAGUGGCUCCAGAGUUCCUUGUGCCGUUGGUGGAUAUCACCUGCCUGCUUGGUGACACUGUGAUGCUGCAGUGCAAAGUCUGCGGCCGGCCCAAACCAACGAUAACCUGGAAAGGACCAGAUCAAAACAUUCUUGACAAUGAUAACAGCACGGCCACGUACACGGUGUCAUCCUGUGACUCUGGGGAGCUCAUGCUGAAGAUUUGCAAUGUGAUGCCUCAGGACAGUGGCAUUUACACCUGUGUGGCAACUAAUGAACAUGGAACGGCAUCAACCUCAGCCACAAUCAAAGUGCAAGGUGUUCCGGCUGCCCCAAAUCGCCCCAUUGCUCAGGAGAGAAGCUGCACCUCUGUGAUCCUUCGCUGGCUGCCUCCAUCCAGUACAGGCAAUUGCACCAUUUCUGGCUACACUGUGGAGUACAGAGAAGAAGGCUCACAGGUCUGGCAGCAGUCAGUGGCCUCCACACUGGACACUUACCUUGUCAUUGAAGACCUGUCCCCAGGGUGCCAGUAUCAGUUCCGUGUGAGUGCCAGCAACCCCUGGGGGAUCAGCUUGCCCAGUGACCCAUCUGAAUUCGUGAGGCUUCCAGAAUAUGACUCUGCUGCUGAUGGUGCCACUAUUUCAUGGAAGGAAAACUUUGAUCUCGCUUAUGCAGAGCUGCAUGAGAUUGGGAGGGGACGAUUCUCCAUCGUAAAGAAAUGCGUUCACAAAGCUACCCGGAAAGAUGUUGCUGUAAAAUUCAUCAGUAAAAAAAUGAAGAAGAAGGAGCAAGCAGCCCAUGAGGCAGCUCUGUUACAGCACUUACAGCAUCCUCAGUACAUCACUAUCCAUGAUACCUAUGAGUCUCCUACUUCUUACAUCCUAGUUCUGGAGCUGAUGGAUGAUGGUCGUCUCCUAGAUUAUCUAAUGAACCAUGAUGAACUUAUGGAGGAAAAAGUAGCUUUCUACAUAAGAGACACAAUGGAAGCCUUGCAGUAUCUUCACAAUUGCCGAGUGGCUCAUUUAGAUAUAAAGCCAGAGAAUCUGCUGAUCGAUUUAAGGAUCCCAGUUCCUCGUGUCAAGAUCAUUGAUUUGGAAGAUGCAGUUCAAAUCACAGGCCAUUACCAUGUCCACCAUCUCCUUGGAAACCCAGAAUUUGCAGCCCCUGAAGUUAUCCAGGGCCUCCCUGUGUCCCUGAGCACAGAUAUCUGGAGCAUCGGAGUCCUCACCUAUGUCAUGUUGAGCGGUGUCUCACCCUUCCUAGAUGAAAGCAAAGAGGAGACUUGUAUCAAUGUGUGCAAAGUCGAUUUCAGCUUCCCACCUGAGUACUUCUCUGAUGUGAGCCAUGCCGCCAGGGAUUUCAUCAACGUCAUCCUCCAGGAAGACUUCAGGAGGAGGCCGACAGCAGCCACUUGUUUACAGCACCCAUGGCUGCAGCCACACAAUGGCAGCUACUCCAAAAUCCCACUGGAUACCUCUCGCUUGGCAUCCUUCAUUGAGCGCCGCAGACACCAGUAUGACGUGCACCCCGUCCCCGGUGUCAAGAGUUUCCUGAUGAACAGGCUUAACCCUGGGACAUAAUGCCCACCUCCCCGGACACUACACUGGACCAUGCUGGUCCUGAGGCAUGGCGCAGGGAGUGAGUAGGCCCAAAGCAGAGCUUCUGUACAUACUUCUGUAUUCAGUGUUGGCAUUUGAAGGUCCAAAUCUGUCCAGAGGUCCCAGUACCUCCUCAGUUACUCAGGAUCAAAGCAAGCAGGGUAACGGUGACAGGUACUUAGGUGUUCUCUUCAAUGAGCACCUUCUGGAAGCAUCUCCACAAUAUGCAGCAGCAAACACCAACUGGAGACAAGAACCAAAACUGCAGUUGCCUUAAUCUUUGGGAGGCAGCCUUACCAGAAAUCCUCUUGAUCUUGCUGAACUGAUUUCUGAGUGUACGAGAGAUUAGCUGUAGGAUAGUGUGUGGAGGAGUAAGUCUAGGCUGACCUUUGUGUGUAUUGCAGGACUUGGCUGAAUGCAGCUCUCACUGAAGUCACUGCAUGCCUGCUCUGGGUUAACAGGUGGAUUUUUUGUGCUCUGUAUGCCCAGGUCUCCCAUGAUUUCUGUGAGGACUUCACCUGCAAGAUCAGGCCCGUUGGAUCAGCUUCUGUGGUGGCUUGGCUUAGGUACAUCCUCAUUACAUGAUAGUGCUCAGAAUAAAAUCCCAUGUUAAUCCUUGGGCUUUCUACUGCUUCAAGUCAACAUGCAGUACCUUUUGGAGCUAUGAUUGAGGCAAUGAAUUCAUUGGAGCAUACAGCUGUUUCUGACUAAGCACAACGGGACUAUGAUGGUGUUUGUUUUUGUUUUUGUUUUUUUUUUAACACAUUUUAUAUACACUGUACAGAAAUCUUUUGCAAAACCUGUGCAUUGAGAAAAGGCUGAGUCCAAUUUUUGCAGUAUCUGUAAACUAGGUGAUGAUUGAUGAAGACAAUUUUUUCUAUCACAGGUUUUCAGUAUACAUAUAUUGUAUCAUAUAUAUAUAUAAAUAUAUAUAUAUAAAGGAUCCUGUUCCAUUUCUAGCUUCAGAAUUGCUUGGCCCAAAGUCCAUCUAGAGCCUUUCAAAGUGCAGUUGGUAAGUGGUGAGUCCAUCCUUGUGCUUACAGCUUGAAAAUCAUUUUCAGUGUUUAAAGUAUGUCAUUUGUUUCAUUUCCAGUCUUGUAAAUAUCUCGCAGCUGCCGUUAGCACCUCAUCACCAAAGCAUUUGUGAGGAUAUUUUUCUGUCCAAAGCCUAAUUUGUAAUAAAAAAUAAAAAUAAAAAAUAAAAAAUCCAUAAUUAAAACAUUUCUCUCUUGCAAGCCAAGAUGUAACAUCAUCACUCUGAUGUUACAGUGACGGAGCCAGCCUUAAGUAUGAGCAAUGCAGGGAGUCUGCAGUGACAGAUCAGCAGUCCGUGGGCUGGCCAAGUCUUCUCUCUAGCAGCAGGAAGGGAAAACACCUCCCUGGUUGCUGCACCAUAAAACCCUGCAGCCUUCCAGUUGAUGAUCAGACUUUUUUCCCUUUGGCAUAUUAGUAUAUUGUCUCAGUGCUGAGUGUCACUGCUGUGCCUGCAAUAGGAAAUAUCAGUUGUUACCAAAGCUUUUCCUAAGGAAAAGGGCUUAUUCUGGCCAUGUGUACUCAGUAGAGGCUCUCUUGAGAUAUCUCAUCAGGGCAAGAGCCAAAUUCAAUUCACCAUCCAACUAACUGCACUGUGAGCCUGUGAUAUAUCGUCAGGAGCAAAAGCUGGUUCUACCAGCAGGUGACAGAGACACUCUGCAAGUAUUGUGAAUUCCCAGGGCUCUGCCCUUCUGAUCCACCUCUGAGCUCAGUUUCAUGGCAUUUGGAGACCUGGCCCUUCUCUUUGUGCUUGCUCUACCAGGAUGCUAGAGCAGUCAGGCACAGCAAGUUACACUGUUCAGAUCUGGGAGCCACAGGCAGAUGGGUAAGCCCACACAGAGUCAGAGACAGCAUACAAGAUUUAGUGUGUGAUCUGAUCCAGGGGGAAGUUGAGGGAAGGCUUGAGUGUUCAUGGAGGGCUAAAACUUUUGAACCCAUUUCAGUUUCCCUCUGUAAUGCAGCAACAAAUUUUCCAAGCAAUUCAGUAGCGCCUCAAAGACAGAGACCAGACUCUCCUUCUGAGUGGGAGUGUUAGCAACUGAAACAUCUCCAGGCAGUCAUCAAGGGGUGUCUUUAAUUAGCUCCAGCCUCAGGUACUUCCUCACUGCAGGACUGUUUGUGCUUCUUUCCAUUUGUCAAACCUGGCUCUUUGUGCUGUGAUUGUGCUGCCUUUCAGAAAAUGUUUAUGGAAGUGUGGUUUAUAAAACCCACAGCUUUUAUGGGGCCCGUGGGUACACUUUAAACAACACUCUUUCUGCUUGGCACCAGUACAAACAGAUUCUCACGUAUCACAGGAAAUCUCAAGCUAUUUAUCAUUUUAUUUUGCUAUGUCCUGCAUUCACAUUUCAAACUGUGAAAACAGGCACUGUGGGCCUAUAGAGGGAAAAGAUUGGAUUGAUUAAGGGAAUAUUUAAGCCUUUCUAUGUCUUUUCUCUCUUCUGUUCUCAUUUGAUAGAAACUGGAGGCUUAAAUAGUGCUUUAAGAAUUCUUUAAAGCAAUCCAAGCUUUCCAAGUCCAUUGCCUUUUUAUUUUAAACGGCUUUAUUUUCAUUAACACUUACCUUUAAAAUAAUUUUACUUUUAACCUAAGGUGAAGCUGAGACAAAGCCUGUGCCCUCAGUGGGUCUUGUUACAAAUGCCACAAAGGCUGAAUGCAGAACUGCGCGGUGCAAUGUGACUAUAUAUAACUGUAUUUUAAUGCCCUUGCAAUGAGAGGGCUGCAUCAGGUCACCUGGGCUAUGUCAACUCCCAGAGACAAACGUCCAGCAUAGGGCCUGGGUUUGUUUUGUGGCUCAUUGGCAGUGUUCUAUCCAACAUGGUGCUUCCCAAAGAUGCAAAGCCAGGCUGCCGAGCUGGGUCUGGCACUGUGCUGUGUCAGCACUGCGUGUUGGCUGUGGCAGAGUGGUGGGACAGGUGAGCGUGGCUCUGCACAGACCGUGGCCACCUCAACCUUGUUCACUAAGAGCAAAGCUCUAUGCUCAUCAGCUUUCCAACAGCCAGCUGAAGAAGGAAGGGGGAUGGCCCAGCUGAUGGCACGGUGUUGUCAAGGCGCAAAGUGAUGCCACAGCCUUAACGAUGUCAGCGCACAGUGCAGCCUGGAGCACACUGCUACGCCAGGCGUGAUCCAACGCUACGGACAUGGCUUCGGACUGUGCCCCCUCCCUAUGAACGGACUGUGCUAACGAUGCAGUUUCUGGGCUUUAUUUUCUUUAUUUAUUUUGGAUUAAACUCAGUUGUUCAGAGAA
This is a messenger RNA of Meleagris gallopavo (turkey), 7091 nucleotides long. The record is from RefSeq and is a predicted model, not a curated record. NCBI's taxonomy places the organism in Eukaryota, Metazoa, Chordata, Aves, Galliformes, Phasianidae.